AUGCGCGUGGAGGUGCGCAUAGGCACGGAGGCAGUAGAGAGGGGGCUACAACCUUUAAGCAGGACUCUCUACCGCAGGCACAGAGACAGAAAGCGAAGCGACAGGGGCAGCUCCCAGCCCAGGCGAGGCGGUGGCGCUGCCGGACCGACUGGGGCCAGCGUUGCAGCCUCGGCUAACGAACGCCAGGAAUUUGGUGAACCGUGGUGGUGGCCCUUCUUCCAGGUAGUCAUACGACUGUUUAACUCCUAUACUUUGCCUAGCAUCCUUACGUGUUUAGCUGAUUUCCUUUUGGUACCUUUCUUCCAGACCCCCCUAAAGAAGACUAAUGCUCUCAUUGCACAGAAGGGAAUAACCUUCCUAAAUGCAUACGUUCCCAGUGCACUUUGCUGUCCCAGUCGAGCUAGCAUUUUAACAGGAAAAUAUCCACAUAAUCAUCAUGUUGUCAAUAACACUCUGGAAGGAAACUGUAGCAGCAAGUUGUGGCAGAAGAUUCAAGAACCAUACACCUUCCCAGCGCUGCUCAAAACUAUGUGUGGUUAUCAAACGUUCUUUGCUGGAAAGUAUUUGAAUGAGUACGGCGCAGAGGAUGCAGGGGGAGUAAGUCAUGUCCCUCCUGGAUGGAGUUUUUGGUAUGCUUUGGAGAAGAAUUCAAAGUACUACAACUAUACUCUUUCAGUAAACGGCAAAGCACGAAGGCAUGGUGAGAACUACAGUGUAGAUUACCUGACAGAUGUACUGGCCAACAUGUCAUUGGACUUCUUGGAGUAUAAAUCUAAUUUCGAACCUUUCUUUAUGAUGAUCUCAACCCCAGCACCACACUCCCCUUGGACAGCUGCUCCACAGUAUACGAAGAGUUUUCAGAAUGUCAGUGCACCAAGAAACAGCAACUUUAAUAUUCAUGGAAAGAAUAAGCACUGGUUAAUUCGACAAGCAAAGACUCCAAUGACUAACUCUUCAGUACAGUUUCUUGAUGAUGCUUAUAGAAAGCGGUGGCAAACUCUGCUGUCAGUAGAUGACCUGAUAGAGAAGUUAGUGAAGAAACUGGAACUGAAUGGAGAAUUGGACAACACGUACAUCUUUUACACAUCAGACAAUGGCUUCCACACUGGCCAGUUUUCUUUGCCAAUAGACAAACGUCAGCUGUAUGAAUUUGAUAUCAAAGUUCCAUUGCUAGUUCGAGGACCAGGGAUAAAACCAAAUCAGACAAACAAGAUGCUUGUUGCUAAUAUUGAUUUGGGUCCUACUAUUCUGGAUAUCGCAGGGUAUGACUUGAAUAAAACCCAGAUGGAUGGGAUGUCACUAUUGCCACUGUUGAGAGGAGACAAAAAUGUGACCUGGAGAUCAGACUUCUUGGUGGAGUACCAAGGAGAAGGAUACAACGGCAGUGAUCCUACCUGUCCUGGCCUAGGACCUGGAGUCACACACUGCUUCCCAGACUGUGUCUGUGAAGAUUCCUAUAACAACACAUAUGCUUGUGUAAGGACACUGUCAACUUCCUGGGAUCUGCAGUACUGUGAAUUUGAUGACCGGGAGGUGUUUGUGGAAGUGUAUAACUUGACUGCAGAUCCACACCAGAUCAAUAACAUUGCUAAAACAAUUGAUCAAGAAAUUUUAGAAAAGAUGAACUAUCGAUUAAUGAUGCUGCAGUCCUGUUCAGGAGCAACUUGCCGUACACCAGGUGUCUUCGAUCCCGGGUACAGGUUUGACCCACGGCUCAUGUUCAGCAAUCACGGUGUUCGGGCUCGGAGGUUUUCUGGACAGUCCUUAUAAGGCACUUAAGAGCCUCUUGCAGUCAGCUCCCACUGACCGGUUUCUCCAGUGGCUGCAGCAGGUCUGUCUCUGUAACUCGUUGAUUGCAGCUGGAAGACUUUUAAUGGGCUAUUCAAACCCUGUUUGGAAGAAAACCCCUUGUCUUUAGCUGGUUGCCUUGUGCAAUAUGUAUAUUUUACAGCUGAACUCUGACUAAAUCAUUAGACACAGCUAAUCUGUCUUGCUCAGAUAGUUGAUUACCACCUUUGUCUUUCAAGUACCUUUUCAUAUCACAGGCACAGAGGUGAACCUAUGCCUAUGAAUCUAAACAGUUUAUUUUGUUCUAAAAAACAAUAAAUGCAUAUUUGAUUUGGGUUAGAUAGGCAGGUGCUAUUGCACAGUAAUGCUCACCCAUAUUCAGUCUCAGACUUUCUUAAAAGCUAUGUUUAAUUCUAGGUUUCCUGUAUGCUGUUAAUGACAAGAGCAAACUAGCCCAAAAUAGCACAGGAAGGCAUUAGUCAAAACUGUAGGAUCUGACUAGCAAGUGUCUUGUGCAGAAUUAAAAUCUGUAUGCUAAAUAUUCUCUUUCAGCAAGACCACUUCAAAUGAGACCAAUGAAUUUUGGAGGACAGCUUUGGUAGCUUGCAAACAGGAAUGUAAUUUCAACCUCCUUCUAGUUUGAAAUGCUGGAAUGGGUUACUAUGUACUACUGGAAAAACUCUUAGGGUUUAAUAUAGGCUUCCUAGGGAGUUAGAGUGUUGAGACUAACAAGUAUUCAAAUAAGUGUGCCUGUGUUUUGAGCUAACUCUUAAGUCUGUUUUAAUUCAUGAAUGGAAGUAAUACUUUAAAAAAAAACCCAAACAAAACAAAAACAUGGAAAACCCCCCAACCAGGGCACCAUGGUAGAGCUGAUGUGUCUCUAACCUCCAAAUGUCUUGAAUUGUCUAACAUCUUAUGUUGAUUAGACUCUUAAAGGUAAAUUAUUUUGAAAGCAAACUAGCUAAAAAUAAGUCAUUGCUCACUAGAAGUUAGCCUAAGAGGGCUGUUUUAGGCAGUUUAAGUGCUUCAUAGUGUGUUGCUUUUUGGUUGAGACAUAACUACUUGGAAUCUGCAUCAGUGGCCUUCACACCAAAGGACAGCAUGUCAGCUGUCUGACCGCAGUAUGUUAUCCCUUGGUUUCCCUUUGGAAGGGUGAUAUUGUCUUUCCAACCUGCUGAUCAGGCUUGUCUGAAAUGAAGCCAUCACUUGCACCCAAACUUGAGUAUCUUUCUAAAUAUUGAAAAACACAGAAGCUUGCAUUAGCAUAUAACUUCUGUAGAGAUUCACUGGCAAAACACCUUCUAGAAACACUGAACUGUGCAUCUUUUGCAAGAUAAGUUCAUGUUGCUUGUGGGCAAAUCAACUGUGUUAUCAGGCAAGAUAAUCAUUCCCUUGUCAUACUGUGGCACAACUGUUUAGUUUUCAGUUAGUUAUUUCAGAUCUUUUACCCAAAUAGAGAGCAUGAUGAUUUCACCUUGUCACCUAAAACCUUCUACUUAAGUAAUCAUUAGGUAGGUGACAAAGUGUAACAUUUUCAAAACUGUGAAGGUGCAUACCCCAGUGCACCAAUCCACAAACUGGAUAUGAGCAAUGCUACAAUAAGUUGAACUUUCUUGGCUUUUGACUCUGUAGCACAGAAGCUGUCCUUCAUGUAGCUUAGAGUUGUAAACUUCUGGUGGUCUACAGGUUAGAUUUUAUACAGCUUUUGUCUCAAAUCUAACUCACUGUUUCCAAUCUCUAGAGUGACCAAAUAUUUGGAGAAAAAAAAAAAUCAUUUGAAAGAUAACCUCUCAGCUGGAGCAUCUGUAUAAAUGCAGAGGUUUUUGGAUAUUCAAACCACUUAGAUGCUUUCAAAUACUCAGGACUUUUUUUUUCCUCCACUGCACAGUAGCUUUAUCCUGUUCUUUGUUUCUCAAGCCUUAGUCUGCCCAUCAAUAACCUUCAGAGUCUGUUUUGUCUUCAAAAACAAAACCAAAGUUGUUUUCAUGCUCUCAAGUGUUUUCUUGCACACUGAAUUAAACCUAAGGUUCAUUUAUGUAGUGUUUUGCUCAGAUAAUUCUAGCAACUUAGACUUGUUCUUUGUUUAAACUUUAUUUUGGUAGCUGUGUGGAGGCUAGUGUGAAAUACAUUGCUGCACAUUAAACUCAACAGUUCUAUCAAAUCUAGGUCAUAUGUCAAGUUUCUACUUAAGUUUCAGUGCAAGAAAGGUGCAUUAUGUCGCUGCUUAAUAGAGAAAAAAAAAACUUCAGGUGUGUAACUCCAACACUAUCUUUUCUUAAAGUGAUCUUAAGCCAUAAGAAGGAAAUCUCUUGAUUUAUUUACUUCUUGCCUAAUAACUAAUAAGAAAGUUGACAGAACUGGUACAGAUUAUUCAGUAUGUGUGACCAGAUGUUUUACCCAAAUUAACACUUCUGCUGCCUGCACACACCUCUAAAGUGUUUAGUAAUUAGGCUCAAUAACUCUCACAUUCCAGGUCAGAGAACUACCCUAUACCUGAAAUCUGUCAUAGGUAGUAGAUGUUGUAUUAAAUUGAAAUUCAGAAUGAAAUUAGUCCUUACUUAACUGGAACAGUGGUUCGGGAAAAUAUCUGCUUCACUCUCACUUUUGAUAAAAACUUAAGAACUGUUCAGCAAAAGGUCGUAGUUGAAGGAAGAUCAGGAACCACCAGUUGCCUGCCUUCCAGUGCUUUUAGAGGAGUUUGUUACUUGUCAGCUGUUUCCAUGAAGCAGUUAAUUCUGAGUAUUUUUACAGCCUUAAAUGAACAGUGUUAAUUCUUUCCUUGAUGAUUAAAAAACCACUAUGAAGGAACUUUAACUCUUACCCAGAUCUACUUCCCAACUAAGUGAUUUUUAAAACUAAACAGUCUUCCUAGAUAUUCCAUUUCAGAUGCUAUUUGACCAUGGCUGUAUCAGUACCUUGUUACUGAAGGCAUUCAUGUUAAAUGAAAGAGCCUUACCAUGACAGAUUUUUAAAUGAAAGGGCCUUACUGGUACAGAGUUGGGUUUAGCUAAAAUGUGAUUUUUUUUUUUUAAUUUAUUUUAAAAUCAUUAUUAUCAAAAGCAGAGCUGUGAAUUUUAAUUAUCUAAUCUGAUAAAGUAGAUACUACUAUACAGGGAGAAAUACAGUUAAUAACUUUAUUACAAUUCUAAACCAAACCCCAUCCAGUACUGUCACUUGAGUUUAAGUGAAUACCCCUAGGAUGUGCUUACCCAUCUAGGCCCAGUAAAUUGAGCUUCUUCAUUUUGAGGAAUAAAGCUGUAAAAGGAACACAUACAUGCAAACACACCCAAAGCAGGUAUAAUACCUUCUCAAUCGAGUUAAAUUUAAGACUGAUUCUACAAGUCAUACAAUAUUUCAUUGUAAUAAGCCAGCUGUCAUUUAUUGUUAUUCAAUUAAAAUUAAUUUUUUUGUAUUACUCUCUCUGUAUGUGAGCAUACUUUGCUGUAGCAUGUUGUGAGCACACUUCUGCUGUUUUGAACGUUUGUUUAGAAAAGUGCCCUUCCAGAGGACCCUGUUCACUGCUGCACUUUUGGGAAAUGAAAAAAUAAACUGCCUAUCAAACUUC
This is a messenger RNA of Athene cunicularia (burrowing owl), 5353 nucleotides long. RefSeq names its product glucosamine (N-acetyl)-6-sulfatase (gene GNS). Gene Ontology annotation, biological process: glycosaminoglycan metabolic process. The record is from RefSeq and is a predicted model, not a curated record. Gene Ontology annotation, molecular function: glycosaminoglycan binding; N-acetylglucosamine-6-sulfatase activity. NCBI's taxonomy places the organism in Eukaryota, Metazoa, Chordata, Aves, Strigiformes, Strigidae. The transcript is spliced from 14 exons. Bases 1 to 1770 code for a protein of 589 amino acids.